Messenger RNA from Capsicum annuum, 648 nucleotides. RefSeq lists its product as uncharacterized. NCBI's taxonomy places the organism in Eukaryota, Viridiplantae, Streptophyta, Magnoliopsida, Solanales, Solanaceae. The record is from RefSeq and is a predicted model, not a curated record. Bases 1 to 648 code for a protein of 215 amino acids. The transcript has 2 exons.
AUGGACUUGGUUAUCAAGAAGGGUAUGAAGCGACGGGGUGGAGAGGGUCAACCUAGAGUUAAGUGGGGUGGCCUGACUCCAGUUAGUGCCUUGAAGAUAGGGGCGAAGUUAAAGGGGAUAGGGGUUUGGGAGGGUAGGGGGGACGUGGAUAGUAUAUGGGAUAGGGCUGUGGGAUGCAUCAGAGAGUCUUCUAGAGAGGUGUUGGGUGUCUCAAGGGGCUGGUCUGGCCAGUAUCCAGGGGAUUGGUGGUGGAAUGAAGAUGUUAAGAAGAAGGUAGAGACGAAGAAGACGUCUUAUGUUAAGUUGGUAGAGAGUGAGGAUAAAGAUGAGAAACGGGUAAGCAUGGAGGAGUAUAAGUUAGCUAAGAAGGAGGCUAAGUUAGCAGUUACAGCUGCUAAGACAGUAGCUUUUGAGAGUUUGUAUAAGGGAUUAGUGGAGAAAGGUAGGAAAAAGACGUUGUUUAGGCUUGUCAAGGCUAGAGAACAGAAGGGUCAGGAUCUGGACCAAGUGAAGGGAGUUGGAGCACACCGAGGAGUGUCGCGAUUUUGCUAUUAUCAGCGUUUUAAAGUUGAGGAGGUCAGACAGGCUAUUCGUAAGAUGCAAAGGGGCAGGACGACAGGGCCCGAAGAGAUCCCGAUGGAUUUUUGA